AUGAAUCGUGUACGCGAGAAUAUAUUGAUUGCUGAUCAUAAUCGAAAUAAUAAUAAUAAUAAUAAUAAUUUUCUAAAUAAUAACGUUCAAAUUGACGAAGGUGUUGUUAUACCGGAACCCGAUGUUGAAGCGAUGGAUGAGGACGACGAUGAAAGUGGCGUUAAUUCAAAAAAAUUAGGCUCAAGUAUGAGUGAUCAAGCAUUAAAUACAUUGAAUGAACUGCGACGGAAUAAUUUAUUAUGCGAUGCUGUUAUAUCAGUUGCAGAUGGAUCAUUCAAUGUCCAUCGUGCCAUUAUGUCUGCCUGCAGUCCAUACUUUAGAGCUCAAUUCACGGGCUUCAAUACCGCAUUUGCAAAUGCAAAAAAUGAUGAAAACCAUCACGUACACAUACCAGGGAUGAGCGGUGCAGUUAUGGAGCAAAUCAUACAAUACGCAUACUUGCGUAAAUGCAUCAUCAAUGCGGAUAAUGUGCACGAGCUCUUGAUAUCAGCAGAUUAUGUAGGUAUCAUCGGUUUAGUGACGUUAUGCAAGCAGCAUUUGGCACAAAUGCUAACACCUGAAAACUGUGUCAGUAUAAUGGGUUUUGCUAAAUUUCGCUUUUCCGAUGACUUAUAUGCCAAGGCAAGAAAUUACCUGCUACGCUAUUUCAUUGAGGUGGCGUCCAGAAACCGAGAUAUAUUAGAUAUGAGUUUAAAGGAUUUCUACGAUAUAAUUAGCGAUGAUGAGUUAAAUACGCGAGAAGAGGACCACGUAUGGAAGUUAUGUAUUAAAUGGAUAGAUCACGAUCCAGACAAUCGUAAACAACAUGUCGCCCAAUUGAUGCAGGGUGUACGUUUAGGCUUAAUGACUCCCAAGUGCUUUAUGGAAGAGGUGAAAGAACAUCCGUAUGUACUCGAAUGCGAAGAGGCUAAACCGUUAAUUGUCGAAACCUUUAAAUUUAUGUACGAUUUAGAUAUCAUGAAUCCAGCUUCAGGAGAGCUGACGACGCCACCUUUGGCAAUGCCCCGUUUACCGCAUGAAGUCAUUUUCGCGAUUGGCGGUUGGAGCGGCGGAACCUCGAAAGGUUGUAUUGAAACGUACGAUACACGAGCCGAUCGCUGGGUUAACAUACCCGCCGAAGAUCCAGCCGGACCGCGAGCCUAUCACGGGACAGCUGUUAUAGGCUAUAAAAUUUAUUCAAUAGGAGGCUAUGAUGGCGUUGAAUAUUUUAAUACUUGUCGGGUAUUUGAUGCGGUUAAGAAGACGUGGAAAGAGAUUGCUCCCAUGCAUUGUCGUCGUUGUUACGUAAGUGUAGCCGAACUAAAUGGUUAUAUUUACGCCAUUGGUGGCUAUGACGGUCAUAAUCGCUUAAAUACCGUAGAACGUUAUAAUCCGAAAACGAAUCAAUGGACUGUUAUAACGCCCAUGAAUAUGCAAAGAUCAGAUGCUAGCGCUUGCACACUUAAGGGUAAAAUUUAUGCCACUGGUGGAUUUAAUGGUCAAGAAUGUUUAGACAGUGCCGAAUUCUAUGAUCCGCAUACGAAUAUCUGGACUCGAAUACCAAAUAUGAAUCAUCGGCGUUCAGGCGUCUCGUGUGUUGCUUUUCGUAGUCAAGUUUAUGUCAUUGGCGGAUUCAAUGGCACUGCUCGUCUUUCAACGGGCGAGCGUUACGAUCCCGAGGCGCAAACUUGGUCAUUUAUAAAGGAGAUGAACCAUUCACGCAGCAAUUUCGGUUUGGAAAUUAUCGAUGACAUGAUUUUUGCCAUCGGAGGUUUUAAUGGUGUCUCCACUAUUUCACAUACGGAAUGCUAUGUAGCCGAAACGGAUGAAUGGAUGGAAGCUACUGAUAUGAAUGUUGUUCGUUCGGCUCUUACUGCCAAUAAUGUUGCCGGUCUGCCGAAUAAACGAGAUUAUAUACAUAAGGAGAGGGACCGGCUUAUGGAAGAGCGCCGACAACGAUUGCUGGCGACGGCCAUGGCACGGGACGAAAAUAUUACCGGCUCAAAUGUAUCGGUUGAAAUGCAAGACGUUGCUAUGGAUGAUUACGAUUCACCUAAUGAGGACGAAGAUGCCGAUGACGAAGACGACGCUAUGGUCGGUGUCGGACCGCAAGCUGCACCGGUCGGCCCCCAGCCGGCUGCAGCCGACGACCGAAAUGAAGAUGCGCGUAAUAACAAUGAUCAGAAUCGACGGUUUCGAGUACAAUUAAGAGCUCAACGCUUUGGUUCUCAUCACGAGAUACGACGUCGUGCCUAAAUUUGAAUUAACGGCCAAUACACACAGACAAAUGCAAUUGCAAUUAAAAAGUCCAACUUCUCUCCCCUCUUCCUUGGAAGAAGAGUUUUUAAAAGAACAAAUUUUUUAAUCAUGGCGAGAUGACAAAUUUUGCAGUUAAUCGACUUUUUAGCAAAGGAAUUUUUUACCUAUUAACAAAGAGGAAUAGAAAAAGAAGAAAGGAAAACGUGUUACUUACCUUAGAUAAAGCGAUAUUUAUACUCUCAUCAGGUUAAUCGAUGACAAUAACUGA
Molecule: messenger RNA, 2506 nt
Organism: Glossina fuscipes
Lineage: Eukaryota; Metazoa; Arthropoda; Insecta; Diptera; Glossinidae
Gene: klhl10
Product: kelch-like protein 10
Exons: 8
Coding region: 1-2235 (744 amino acids)
Molecular function (GO): protein binding
Source: RefSeq, a predicted model, not a curated record